Messenger RNA from Equus quagga, 3136 nucleotides. RefSeq names its product solute carrier family 6 member 12 (gene SLC6A12). NCBI's taxonomy places the organism in Eukaryota, Metazoa, Chordata, Mammalia, Perissodactyla, Equidae. Gene Ontology annotation, molecular function: gamma-aminobutyric acid:sodium:chloride symporter activity. The transcript is spliced from 17 exons. The record is from RefSeq and is a predicted model, not a curated record. Gene Ontology annotation, cellular component: plasma membrane. Bases 341 to 2191 code for a protein of 616 amino acids. Gene Ontology annotation, biological process: neurotransmitter transport; sodium ion transmembrane transport.
UCCCGUCCUGCUGCUCUGUCCCCUGCCCUGAACAUCCUCAUCCCUCUUCCCUCACAAGGAGCUUGUACUGGGAGGGGGCAAGUUUCCCUUUCAGGUCCCAUCUCUCUUGGCUUUCUCCUAAGCAGCCUCUCUGGGACUGUCCUGGGCAUCUGAGCGCGGAGCUGAGUGGAUCACAGGAGCCAGGCUCGGGGACUGAGGGGUACUUAAAGCCCAGAGCGGAGGUGUGAUUUGCCUAAGGUCACCCAGCAAGUUAGAGACUCAGCUCCACCACUUAUUGUAUUGGCCGUGCCUUCUCACCUUCCUGCCCCACUCCCAGCUCUGUGGACUCCCAACCCAUUGCAUGGCUAUGGAGAGCAAAGUGGCAGUCCACAAGGAUGGGCCUCCUGUGGUCUUCUGGGUCCCUGAGGAGGGAGAGAAGCUGGACCAGGAAGGUGGAGACCAGGUGAAGGAUCGGGGCCAGUGGACGAACAAGAUGGAGUUUGUGCUGUCAGUGGCCGGGGAGAUCAUUGGGCUGGGCAAUGUCUGGAGGUUCCCCUAUCUCUGCUACAAAAAUGGAGGUGGAGCCUUCUUCAUCCCAUACUUCAUCUUCUUCUUCACCUGCGGCAUCCCAGUGUUCUUCUUGGAGGUGGCACUGGGCCAGUACACCAGCCAGGGCAGCGUCACGGCCUGGAGGAAGAUCUGUCCCCUUCUCCAGGGCAUUGGUACGGCGUCUGUGGUCAUCGAGUCCUAUUUGAACAUCUACUACAUCGUCAUCCUUGCCUGGGCUCUCUUCUACCUGUUCAGCUCCUUUACCUCCGAGCUGCCCUGGACCACUUGUACCCAUAACUGGAACACAGAGCAUUGCAUGGACUUUCUGAACCACUCGGGAGCCAGCACAGAGACCCCCUCUGAGAACUUCACCUCCCCUGUCAUGGAAUUCUGGGAGAGACGAACCCUGGGCAUCACCUCGGGCAUCCACGACCUGGGGGCCCUGCGCUGGGAGCUGGCCCUGUGCCUCCUGCUUGCCUGGGUCGUCUGCUACUUCUGCAUCUGGAAGGGGGUCAAGAUCACAGGCAAGGUGGUGUAUUUCACAGCCACCUUUCCCUACCUGAUGCUGAUCAUCCUUUUGAUCCGCGGCAUCACCCUGCCCGGAGCCUACGAGGGCAUCAUCUAUUACCUGAAGCCAGAUUUGUUUCGCCUCAAGGACCCCCAGGUGUGGAUGGACGCCGGCACCCAGAUCUUCUUCUCCUUUGCCAUCUGCCAGGGGUGCCUGACAGCCCUGGGCAGCUACAACAAGUACCACAACAACUGCUACAGGGACUGCAUUGCCCUCUGCUUCCUAAACAGUGCCACCAGCUUUGCAGCCGGGUUUGUGGUCUUCUCCAUCCUGGGCUUCAUGUCCCAAGAGCAGGGGGUGCCCAUUUCUGAAGUGGCUGAGUCAGGUCCUGGUCUGGCCUUCAUCGCAUUCCCCAAGGCUGUGACUAUGAUGCCCUUGUCCCAGCUGUGGUCCUGCCUUUUCUUCAUCAUGCUCAUCUUCCUCGGGCUGGACAGUCAGUUUGUCUGUAUGGAGUGCCUGGUGACGGCCUUCGUGGACAUGUUCCCCAGGCAGCUCCGGAAGAGUGGGCGGCGAGAGCUCCUCAUCCUCGCCAUCUCCGUCACGUGCUACCUGAUAGGGCUCUUCCUGGUCACCGAGGGCGGGAUGUACAUCUUCCAGCUGUUUGAUUAUUACGCUUGCAGUGGCACAUGCCUGCUCUUCCUUGCAGUGUUUGAAGUAAUCUGCAUCGGCUGGGUGUAUGGAGCCGACCGUUUCUAUGACAAUGUUGAGGACAUGAUUGGCUACCGGCCAUGGCCCCUGGUGAAGAUCUCCUGGCUUUUCCUGACCCCUGGACUUUGCCUGGCCACUUUCCUCUUCUCCUUGAGCAAGUACACACCCCUCAAAUACAACAACAUCUACGUGUACCCUCUCUGGGGGUACUUCAUUGGCUGGUUCCUGGCUCUCUCCUCAAUGGUCUGCGUCCCACUCUUCAUCAUCAUCACCCUCCUGAAGACUCAGGGUUCCUUCAAGAAGCGCCUGAGACAGCUCAUCGCCCCUGACCCCAGCCUGCCAAAACCCCAGCAGCACCUGUAUCUGGAUGGUGGCGCAGACCAGGCCUGCAGGCCCUCCCCAACGAAGGAGGGGCUGAUAUCUGGGGAGAAAGAGACCCACUUGUAGGAUGUGGCUGGAAGCUGAGUGGCUACUGAGCCAGGAACCUCGGUCAGGGCCACUCACUAACUUCCAAUGGACAGCCUUCGCCUCUGUCCCCUACCACAGUCCUGCUGAGAACCUUUCAAUGUCCCUGGGGACCCCCAGAGGGACGCCAGCCUCCUCUCCUCUCCUCAGCUGCAGCAGCUCUUCCUGACGGGCUAAAGGUGGUCCCCCUGGGACGUGCCAUGCUAUGAAGCGACUCCCUGUCGGAACACACCAUCUUAUUAUAAAGGAGGGUGGUCUGAUUCUAACACAUAUUGUGAGGGAACUCCCACUGCAGGGAUGUUUCCUGUUCGAGCUUACUGUAUGCCAUGAUCUGAUUCAGAGAGCCCAAUGGAACAUACCGCGUUGGAAGUGGCAACUGAACACACCACACUGGAUUCUGACAUUCCAUUAAACAGGGUCCUUCAUGAGGCUUAGCGUUCUGGAGUUCAUGGCGAAGGAACUAGAGAAACGGCCAGGAGGCAAACCUUCACAUGCCACCAUUGUCUUGAGUUUAACUGGAGGUGGUCUCUCAAGGUGUUCCCAGCUCCAGCUUCAGUUCCACACUCUUGCAAUGCUGUCAUCAACUCAUUGGAAUGGAAGGGACUUAGACACAAUCCCUUGACUUUGCAAAUACACAACACAUAUGUCUCUACGGGCCUCUGCCCAAAAAAAGACAUUGCUAACCCAUCACAGGUCCUUUCCCACCUCAAUCCUUGUAGAUAUAGUGCUUCAGGCAGUCCAUUUGCCAUCCUGCUUUUGUUCAACCCCCUGACUCCAUGGAUGAGGAAACUGAGGACCAAAGAGACAAAGAGACUUUUUCAAGUUCACACAGCUCCCCAGGCCAGAUGUACAACUAAAACCUGGUCACCUUGUUCUCAGGCCAGUGUUCUCCCCGUUACAGCCUCCUGCCUUAGUUAACAAGCACGU